Molecule: messenger RNA, 1782 nt
Organism: Corticium candelabrum
Lineage: Eukaryota; Metazoa; Porifera; Homoscleromorpha; Homosclerophorida; Plakinidae
Exons: 9
Coding region: 3-1670 (555 amino acids)
Biological process (GO): protein phosphorylation
Molecular function (GO): ATP binding; protein kinase activity
Source: RefSeq, a predicted model, not a curated record
CAAUGAUCAAUUACAACAGUUUGAAUAACGAACAUUCGUGUGGAGUUGCUAAAGAAUUUCUGUCCGUUAUUCGGGCUCAAUUGACGUAUUUUUUGCCCACAGUAGCUGUAGAAUUAGAUAAAUUAUUGUAUUUUUAUCUACUACUGCUAUGCGUAAUAUUUUUUGCAUUCUACAAGUUUCGUGGAAGAGAAACGUAUCAUAAGAGUUAUUCACGUUAUGAACCAGCAGUGGAAAAUCGUCAUGAAGACCGCCCUGACAAGCCAUCUUCAAUUUCUGCUAAACCAACGUCAAACUUGAACGGUAGGAGUAGAUUCUUCUCGCUUAGUGGACAUGAUAGUCAAGUCCUAGGUGCAACAUACAACGAAAAUAGACAGGAGCCUGCCAACAAACAUGGUGAUAAUGAUGAUGAGAAUGAUGACAGAGGAGAUGAUGAACCUGAAGGUGAUGAGCGUGGUAUUAGUCAUCAGGCGUCGGAGAGGUUUCAAGAUAGUCAUCAGCAGUCUGAGAGGUUUCAAGAUAAGCUAUUAGAACGCGUUAGGUGUAUUUUGAGUGAUGCUCAAGCUAGUGAAGUGAAAUAUAAAAGCCUUAGCGCUGAAAGUAUCAUCGAUACCAAUGUACCAGAUAUUCAUCAACUAGAGGACAACAACAUACCCAAAAGAGAUGAUUAUUGUACUUCUUCACUACAUAAUCAGCUGCAGGUCAGUGAAAGCUCUUCUGCCAUGGGCACUGGUUGUAACUAUUCUUACCAAACUCUCACGAGAGCUACUGGCAACUUUGACUCGAAGCUGAGAAAAGAUGGUGGGGCUCUGAUUGCUACUGGUACGUUUGGUGAGGUUUUCUAUGCCAUCUUGGAUGAACAGAUUGUAGCAGUGAAACGAUUGAAAUCGGCACGAUCUGAUAGAAAGUCAUCAAAGCGUCUGUCAAAGAAACAGUUUACAAAUGAGCUUUCGUUAUUGACAUUCUAUCCAGCUCAUGAAAACAUAGUAACACCAUUGGGGUGGAGUACUGAUGGUCCACAGCUGUGUUUAGUAUAUCAAUACAUUGAUGGUGGAACGGUGACAGAAUUGUUAUCAAUGGAGAAAUCAUCACAAGUAUUGUGGCAAGAUCGAUUAAAGAUUUCCACUGAUGUAGCCAAAGCAUUGGAUCACAUUCACACUGCCUUCUCACCACCUAUCAUUCAUCGCGAUGUCAAGAGUAGCAACAUUUUACUACUACCAGAUCUCACUGCAGUUUUGACAGAUUUUGGAUUAUCGUGUCGUGGAGAGUUUCCCGAAGAACCAGAUGCUAGUUUCAUGGAGAGUGGUUCCACAACAGUAGGAACACGGUGUUAUAUGCCACCCGAAGCUUUCAAAGGCAUUUUCAGCACAAGAAGUGAUAGUUACUCAUUUGGCAUGGUGUUGUUUGAGAUUCUGACCGGCUUGCCACCAUACUCCAGGAGGCAUAAACAAGACCUCAUCACGUAUCUCAAAGACAGUGACAAGGGAUCUGGAUUGUCACAUAUGGCUGAUCCGAAGGCCGCUUGGCCUUCUGAGCUAGCUAGAAGGUUGUUUGACAUUGGGGUACGCUGCACGCAUUAUGAUAGGCACGAGAGACCCUCGUCUUCACAGGUUUUGCAGGAAUUGGAUUCUCUGACAGAUGAGUAUUCUAAUAGUACUAGUGGAUCUGUGUAGGUAGUGUAGUCUAGUGAUAAAUUGUAGUUUUAUGAUCUUGAACGCGUUUCAGUCAUGACUAAGUUUAUUAGUUAAUUAAUUAAUAUUUCAACAAUGUGGUACAUGUACGGCA